Molecule: messenger RNA, 2584 nt
Organism: Beta vulgaris subsp. vulgaris (sugar beet)
Lineage: Eukaryota; Viridiplantae; Streptophyta; Magnoliopsida; Caryophyllales; Amaranthaceae
Exons: 6
Coding region: 772-2220 (482 amino acids)
Biological process (GO): steroid biosynthetic process
Molecular function (GO): 3-beta-hydroxy-Delta5-steroid dehydrogenase (NAD+) activity
Source: RefSeq, a predicted model, not a curated record
UUACCAAAAAGAAAAGCUAAAACAAAACAAAUAAAAAAGAGAAAAAGAAAAAGAAAAAGAAAGAAGAAACGUUUCUCAUCUUCUUCCCUCCUCUCUUCCUCCUUCGUCUGAAUUACAGCUCAAAAGGAGCAAUUUUUUUUGUCAACAAUUCAACCUUGUCAGAAGGAAACUUGAUAUCAGUCCACAAAAUCAGAUAUUGAGUAAAUAUUUUCAAAGUUCUAACUCUCUCUCCUCACUUCCUCCAUUAAUGGAGUAUUGACCAAGCUCCACAAGUUCAGAAAUUUUCCCCUAUAAAUACUGAUUCAUUCACAUCAAAAUUCCCAAGCAAACUAAACCACAAAGGUUGCUUCAAUUCCCCUCUUCUCUUCCUUGAAUUUCUGAAUUUAAUUUUGAAAAUUAAAAUAAAAUUUCAAUACAAAAUUUCUCUGUUUUUCUUAUCUCGCCGGAAACCACCUUUAACACCAACCCAGAACCGCCUUCACCACCACUCGAAAACCAACCGACCACCCAAAAACCGCAAACAACCACCGCGACAACCUGCAGCCUGUCGCAGCACCCUUCGCACCUCCGUCGACUUUCCUUCCCUCCCUCUUCGCAAAAAUUAAAAAGGGCAAAAAUCUGUUUACAGUCGAAGUUAAGUUUGGGGACAGGUGUAGAGGUCCCAAACUCCCAACACUCACUAGUCAGGAAAUACUAAAAAGGUUGGCAAACAUUAGUAGAAGUUGUAAGAAAAAAGGAGCGCGCAAAGACAUCAGAAAUCAGAAAUCAGAAAUGCAUCUGAGCGAGAACGAGGGAAUCGAAGGGAAGACCUUCGUAGUGACUGGUGGUUUGGGAUUUGUAGGUGCUGCUCUCUGCCUUGAGCUUCUCCGACGAGGUGCUCGCCAGGUUCGAUCCCUCGACAUCCGUUCUUCUUCCCCAUUCUCCUCUCAUCUCUUUCAACCUGCCUUUGUCUCCAUUCUUGGGGACGUUACGCGCCAAAAGGAUGUCAAGAAGGCUUUGAAAGGGGUGGAUUGUGUUUUCCAUGUCGCUUCCUAUGGCAUGUCGGGAAAAGAAAUGCUUCAAUUUGGUCGCAUUGAUGAGGUUAAUAUAAACGGCACCUGCCUCAUACUGGAUGCCUGCAUAGAAUUUGGGAUUAAGAGGCUGGUUUAUGUGAGUACUUACAACGUCGUUUUUGGAGGGAAAGAGAUUGUCAAUGGAGAUGAAACUAUGUCUUAUCUUCCUUUAGAUGACCAUGUUGAUCCUUAUGGACGCAGUAAAUCCAUUGCUGAACAACUGGUCCUCAAGUACAACGGCCGCCCUUUUAGGGAGAAGAAUGGUGAACAUCUUUACACCUGUGCUGUUCGUCCUGCUGCUAUUUAUGGACCUGGUGAAGAGAGACACUUCCCAAGGAUAGUGAAUUUUGCGAAGUUAGGUCUGCUGCUAUUCAAAGUUGGUGAUCCAAAAGUUAAAUCAGACUGGGUUUAUGUGGAUAAUCUUGUACUGGCUCUUUUAUUGGCAAGUAUGGGGCUUUUAGAUGAUAUUCCUGGGAGAGAGGGUCACCCAGUGGCAGCUGGACAGUCGUACUUCAUCUCUGAUGGGUGUCCAAUCAAUUCUUUUGAGUUCAUCCGUCCUCUUUUGAGGAGCCUCGAGUAUGAUCUACCAAACACUUCACUGACUGUACCGUCAGCUCUUGUGCUUGGAAAGAUAUUUUGGGUUUUUUACACCAUUCUGUACCCAUGGCUUAACAAAUCAUGGCUUCCACAACCAUUGAUUCUUCCUGCAGAAGUAUACAAGGUUGGCGUUACACAUUAUUUUUCUUUGCUGAAAGCUAAGGAGGAGCUGGGUUACUAUCCUAUGGUGAGUCCUCAGGAAGGCAUGGCAAAAACAAUCUCAUACUGGAAAGAUAGGAAGAGGAGAAGCCUGGACGGACCUACUAUCUAUGCAUGGUUAUUCUCCGUGCUCGGAAUGUCUGCUCUGAUUGGUGUUUCCCUCUUUCCGGAUUUUGGUCCUUUGUCACCCAUCACAACUCUUGCUCUCUUCCUGUAUCGAUCAAUGCAUAAUGUCUGGAUAAUCUGCUUUCUAGCUGUAGGCGCGCAUGUUGUGGAGAGCCUAUAUGCAUGGCACUUAGCGAGAAAAGUGGACCCUGGUAAUGUGAGAGGUUGGUUUUGGCAGACUCUUGCUCUUGGGAUCUUCUCACUGCGUUUCCUGUUGAGAAGGGCACAGUCGCACAGAAGUAACUAAGCUAGGUUAUGCUUGUGAGUUCUCUUGUUGCAGCAUGUUUGAGGUUUGGGAUUUUGCCCCUUUUAGCCAAAGCUAGUGUAAGGAGAGAUGGUUCAUGAACUUCUGCAUAGCAUUUGUGGGAUGUUGCUUAAAUUUUACUUCUUUCAGUUGCGUUUGAGUUGUCAUCAUUGGCUUCGAAUGUAACAGAAAUAUGGCUAAGCCUCCUUAUAGUAUUACUGUAAAAUAUGAACAGCUAGAAUAUUACCUAUGCCUGAACAGCUCUAUCAUGUUAAAAAUUGAAAUAUUCCAUCGUAGAGAGAUCCAUUUUCUUAGUAAAAAGAACAUAUUACCGCCGUAAUGAGUAUCAGCUAGUUUAUUUGGGAAA